Messenger RNA from Peromyscus californicus insignis, 10956 nucleotides. RefSeq names its product FER tyrosine kinase (gene Fer). The record is from RefSeq and is a predicted model, not a curated record. Gene Ontology annotation, molecular function: ATP binding; non-membrane spanning protein tyrosine kinase activity. Bases 187 to 2655 code for a protein of 822 amino acids. NCBI's taxonomy places the organism in Eukaryota, Metazoa, Chordata, Mammalia, Rodentia, Cricetidae. Gene Ontology annotation, biological process: peptidyl-tyrosine phosphorylation; chemotaxis; regulation of mast cell degranulation. The transcript has 19 exons.
GACCUAUGACCACUGUGUGAGACUUCAGUGCACGCUUUCCCAAGUGACUUCCUCAUCCCUAGUGUGUAAUUCCUCACCAUGGAUCUGCUCCUUUAGCUAAGACAUGGCCAGCAAUGCUAGUAGUAAGAGAUGUGCUGACUAGCAGGCUCACUUGUACGGUGUAGAAGACAAGCAGUACCUUACAAAAUGGGAUUUGGGAGUGACCUGCGGAACUCACAGGAAGCUGUGUUAAAGUUGCAGGACUGGGAAUUACGGUUCCUGGAAACAGUGAAGAAAUUUAUGGCCCUGAGAAUAAAAAGCGAUAAAGAAUAUGCAUGCAAUUUACAGAAUCUUUGUAAUCAAGUUGAUAAAGAAAGCACUGUGCAGGUGAAUUACGUCAGUAAUGUGUCCAAGUCUUGGCUACUGAUGAUUCAGCAGACAGAGCAGCUUAGUAGGAUAAUGAAGACGCAUGCGGAGGACCUGAACUCGGGGCCCUUGCACAGGCUCACCAUGAUGAUCAAGGACAAACAGCAGGUGAAGAAGAGCUAUGUGAGCAUCCACCAGCAGAUAGAGGCAGAGAUGAUCAAGGUCACAAAGACAGAAUUGGAGAAAUUAAAAUCCAGCUAUCGACAGUUAAUAAAAGAAAUGAAUUCUGCCAAAGAGAAAUAUAAAGAAGCCCUAGCCAAAGGGAAGGAAACAGAAAAGGCCAAGGAGCGCUAUGACAAAGCUACAAUGAAGCUUCAUAUGCUGCAUAAUCAGUAUGUACUGGCACUGAAGGGGGCACAGCUCCAUCAGAGUCAGUAUUAUGAUACCACACUUCCUCUGCUGCUGGACUCUGUGCAAAAGAUGCAAGAAGAAAUGAUAAAAGCACUAAAAGGUAUAUUUGAUGAAUACAGCCAGAUAACAAGCCUUGUUACAGAGGAGAUAGUGAAUGUCCAUAAAGAGAUUCAGAUGUCCGUCGAACAGAUAGACCCUAGCACAGAAUAUAAUAAUUUCAUAGAUGUUCACAGAACAACAGCUGCUAAAGAACAAGAAAUCGAAUUUGAUACUUCCUUAUUAGAAGAAAAUGAAAACCUUCAGGCAAAUGAGAUCAUGUGGAAUAAUUUAACAGCAGACAGUUUGCAAGUAAUGUUGAAGACUUUAGCAGAAGAACUCAUGCAGACACAGCAGAUGCUCUUAAACAAGGAGGAGGCUGUCCUGGAGCUGGAGAAGAGGAUUGAAGAAUCUUCUGAGACCUGUGAAAAGAAGUCUGACAUUGUGCUGCUUCUGGGCCAAAAACAGGCACUUGAAGAGUUGAAACAGUCAGUCCAGCAGUUGAGAUGCACUGAGGCAAAGUGUGCAGCACAGAAAGAAUUAUUGGAGCAAAAAGUACAAGAAAAUGAUGGGAAAGAACCGCCUCCCGUGGUGAAUUACGAAGAAGAUGCACGAUCAGUCACAUCAAUGGAGCGAAAGGAGAGACUAUCCAAAUUUGAAUCUAUUCGUCAUUCAAUUGCUGGAAUAAUUAGGUCUCCAAAAUCGGCCCUGGGCUCAUCAACACUCUCUGACGUGACCUCUAUGAGUGAGAAGCCCCUGGCGGAGCAUGACUGGUACCAUGGCGCAAUCCCCAGGAUAGAGGCCCAAGAGCUACUGAGGCAGCAAGGAGACUUCUUGGUGCGAGAGAGCCAUGGGAAACCCGGUGAAUAUGUCCUUUCUGUGUACUCAGAUGGACAGAGGAGACACUUCAUCAUACAGUUUGUCGAUAAUCUGUAUCGAUUUGAGGGCACUGGGUUUUCAAACAUCCCUCAACUUAUAGAUCACCACUUCUCAACCAAACAGGUCAUCACCAAGAAGUCUGGGGUGGUUCUGCUGAAUCCUAUUCCUAAGGAUAAGAAAUGGAUUCUCAAUCAUGAAGAUGUUACAUUGGGAGCAUUACUGGGCAAGGGGAAUUUUGGUGAAGUAUAUAAGGGUACACUAAAGGAUAAAACUGCUGUUGCUGUUAAAACAUGCAAAGAAGAUCUUCCUCAGGAACUAAAAAUCAAGUUUUUACAGGAAGCCAAAAUUCUCAAGCAAUACGAUCACCCCAAUAUUGUCAAACUUAUAGGCGUGUGCACCCAAAGACAACCUGUCUACAUCAUUAUGGAACUGGUCCCAGGAGGUGAUUUCCUGUCCUUUCUGAGGAAGAGGAAGGAUGAACUAAAGCUCAAGCAGCUAGUCAGGUUUUCCUUGGAUGUUGCAGCUGGCAUGUUGUAUCUCGAGAGCAAGAACUGUAUACACAGGGACCUGGCUGCAAGAAACUGCCUGGUAGGUGAAAAUAAUAUGCUGAAAAUCAGUGAUUUUGGAAUGUCUCGGCAAGAAGACGGCGGAAUAUAUUCAUCCUCUGGGUUAAAGCAGAUUCCCAUUAAAUGGACAGCACCAGAAGCUCUUAAUUACGGGAGAUACAGCUCUGAAAGUGACGUGUGGAGCUUUGGCAUCCUCCUCUGGGAGACCUUCAGCCUGGGAGUCUGUCCGUACCCUGGAAUGACGAACCAGCAGGCCCGGGAGCAAGUGGAAAGAGGAUACCGGAUGUCCGCCCCACAGAACUGUCCAGAAGAGAUUUCUAAAAUCAUGAUGAAGUGUUGGGAUUACAAGCCUGAGAACCGCCCUCGGUUCAGUGACCUUCACAAAGAGCUCACUGCCAUCAAGAAGAAAAUCACAUAGUGCCGGCCAGGGCCAGACUCCACCUGCAGGACUCUGUCCUCAGCCACCCCGACCUUAUACCACCUUACUGCAGCCAUCUUGGAAGGUUAUGUUUUUUAUUAACCGGGUUUUUUAAAGUCUGUUCCACUUUAAAAAUAUGUUAAAGGCAAAUUUAUUCAAGAAAUAAACAGUCCUACCCAGGGCCGUAUUAGCUAACCACAGAACCCUACCGUGUGAGGCCGCUGUAAAGAGAAAAGCACAGGUCUAACUGAGAAGAUAAAAGGCCUAUGUUUUCAUGCCUAGGACCAUUGAUGCUCCGCCAAGGUUUUCUACUUGAGGCACAGCCCGUGGGCUACUGUCUUCUGCCACAGGCCCUCCUCAGUUGGUGCUAUAAACAGCGUUGGUAGCGCAUGCUCGCAGGACGCGUUCCCACCACAGUUGGCUCUCUACUCUGCCAAGGCGAGAUUGUAUCUAUAAAUAUAAUCAUAUAUUGGGAAUUACUUGGACCUCCUAGGGUUUUUCUUUUCUUUCCUGUCAGAACAAGCCCGGUGAGAACAUUACACCCCUGUUAUUUUGUCUUUUACCUCCUCAGUCCAGGCUGCAGAAAAGGGUGCAUGGAAAAUUCCCAGAGAGCACACAGUAUGGAGGCAGCUGCUCCUGCAGGACACUGCAGAGGACAGGGAUGACAAGCAGUGUGUGACCAGGAGGGCAGGCUGGGAAAGUAGCGGCUAGCCGGUGCUCGCCAGGGAGAAGAAAACAGCAGCCUGCUUGCCUUCCAGACUUGCACCUUUACAAUACACUGUAUCUGUGGUCUGAAUUCCCUAAUGAAGCCUAGGAAAUGUCUCAGGAGCUCCUGGAGUCCAGAGGAGACUUUCUGAGAGAUCCUGAAGUCCGCAGAAGGAACAGCAUGACUUUAAUCCUGUACCUUCAUCCUAGGGGACAACCCAGAAUGGAAUUACCAUCAUUUAUACCAGUUCCUGAACCUUCAGAGUCCAUGACUCACACCCACAAACAUCCACAUACAUCUACUGAAGUGCACAGUUGCUGUGAAUGAAAUAGAUGGACCAGAAAUCAAGUAAAUAUUAAUGAAGAAACCCUAGGGCACCCACACUUCCAUCUCCUCUUUUCAUCUAAAGGCAGUCCCCGGAAAUCUUACUGAUAGCUCAUGGGUAUGCAAGCACACACAUCAUUAAAGGGUAUCUCCUGUGUAUAAAGUGUAGGGCGGUUCAAUCUAAGAUUUGGUUGAAGUGAAUCUUAGCUGUGUGCAGGGAACUUCCCCAUGAUCUAUCCACAGUUGUCUCAGGAUCAGUAUGUCUGGGGGAUAGUAUCACUAAGGGGAAGAUGUGGCCCGGAAGCCUUCACUAAGUCCUCAGACCUGUGUCCAGACAGACAUUGCUUUAGGGACUACUCACGUCUGUGUUGAAGAGCUCACGAUGGCAAGUCCCUCCCUUCCGGGCUGUGUAGAGCAUAGACCAGACUCUAAAGGGUAUAAAGGAGACUGCUGAAGAGAAGAAUGGCUGGUAUCUAUCAUUCCAGCCUCCUUGCUCAUUUUAUACACAUGUAAUGAUCAUACAUGCAGACUAAAGAAAAGGACCUAUGAGCCUGCCCACAACAGUACACUGCCCCACACAGAGCAGCCCCGUCAUCGGCAUGGCGCUCCCGCAGGUCAGACACCACAAAUGAGCUUAGCUCCCUUUUCAUGGCACACACCACGGAAACCCAAGUGCAGACUCCAGAAUUCAGACUCGGUGCUGUGCUGCUCUCCAGGCAUCUGUCGUCCCUCAGAAGGAGAUAAGACGUUCCCUUUCAGGGUUUCCAAGUGAAUCUGUCUAUAAUACAAUUUUUGUCCAUGAGAAAGAAAGAACAGCCUCUCAGAACUAUACUCCGGCCACGGAAAGGAGACUUGGCUCUAACUCUGUGAACAAGACCCGAAGCUUAAUCCUUGCAUUCUGCUUUAAAGAGAACAUGGCAUUGAUAAUUUCACUCAUCUCGGCUGUUGGGAUUUGCAAUUCACAUCAAAACUCUUUGCUUAAAUUAAAAAGGCUUUUCAAAACAUCGUGACAUCUGCAGCAUUUAAAUUCUAUUUUAUUCUUUGUCCCAGAGCAGGCAGAGGUACAGUUUAAGAUUAACUCAUCGGGAGCCUUUCAGGAUCAUGUCAGUCGUAUAGAAUAUUAAAUUUAACAUAGGCGCAUGUAUUAAGAAAAGCUUAUGCAAAAACAUUCUUACUGUUAAUUUUGUUAUGCUUGAAGCAUAAUUUAUUCAUCCCUUCUGUCACUGAUAAUUAUUGGAAUUAUGUACUUUAGGAGGCUAAUCCAUACCCAAAAAGUGCACAUAUAAAUACAGUUCUGAUUUGCAAGUUGAUUUAGGGAAAAGAGGCUGCAGAAAUGCACAGAAUUCUAUGAUUUGUUUUGUUAAGUAAUAAAUAGUAAACGGUGGUGCCCAAAAUUCCCGCUGGUGUGGCCGCACUUGAGCCUGGUCCCACAUCUUUAUUUCCCUAAUGGGUUAUCCGAGAGUUACCUGUAGCCCUGCUCAUAGCUACACUCGGCAUUCCUUCAGUUCCGCCAUCUGGGCAUGAAGGAGAGGCUGGUAAACCUGAGCAGUCCGACUUCACAGCUGCCUUUUCCUACCUUGAAUCACAAGAAGCCUUCAUGAGAAAUGGGUAGUUCACUGUUUUUCAGAGGGAGAAAACUUCUCUGCCAAGUCGGCAUCCUUGUGUAUCCCGUGUGACCUAAGCUUUCUUCCCAAAGCCAUUUUCUUAGGAAAACCGUAAGGGGAUUAUGAGGCUUCCUUUCAGCCCCCUCCUGCUCCGAGGUCCACAGGAAGAUGUCCCACGUGAUUCUUUCUCCUUUUUCCAAGACAGCAGGGAUGGUAGAGUUAGUUCCCCAGUCACAGCUGGCCCCUUCUCACAGACAUCAUACAGCCUGGAUCCAUUUGUGGGUAUCUCACAGAUGGUAUCCACUACAGGCAGGGUUGUUUAGAAAACAGAAUUUCUUAGAGCUGAGAUUGUAUUAGUUUCCUUUUUAGUCACUAUUUCUGUUAGCUAGCUUCACUGACCAACUCCACAGUGCUGGUACCAAGACUGUUGAUAAGCAAGCAUUUUAGUUGCAAUAUGUGCUGCGUGCCAGGACUUGGGGGAGGGGGCCCAAUGAGCACCCCGGCUGCAGCGGCACAGAUCUGUGUUGUGCGUCACGGUCAGAGGCGUCUCAGGCACACUUCAUGAUCCCUGUGAUUAUCAGUUGCUGUACAAGUGUACCUGAACAUCAUCCUGAUAUGCUGUGUACACUGUCUUACAGCUCUGUCCUUGAAGCAAGAGUGACAUCUGAAAGGGACUGUCUGCCUGAGCCCUCUCCCUUUCAGCACACUCCAUUUGUCACACCAUUGACAUCCGCCAUGUCUCUUGUCAAUAGAUGUGAAUGUCAUGGGAAGACAGACUUUUCUAUUUGGAGAUCAGAGCCCUCAUACAAAAAAACACCACCACCGAGAAGGAGCUGCAGAGACAAAUUUCCCUGUAUGUGUUACUGUCUUCAGUAGAUGGAAUCAAAGAUUUUACAUGGAGAUCAGUCAUUAAACUGGCAGGAGAGUUUACUAUCAAAGUAUUACCUCAUUUUAACUGAUUUUAAUUAGAUUUUUACUUUAUAUAUUUCUGGGCUUAUUAGUUUGAUGUCAAGUCUGACUAUGUACUUUUUCUGAGAAUGCAGAAUGCCACUCAUUUCUGUAGAAGAAAAAAGACCCUGAUUUAAAAGCCAGCAAGAUCACCCCAAGAAGAGUCACUUAUACAGACUUAAGCUCCCAUUAAAUGUCCCUUUGAAAGUCACGUUCUAAUACAGAUAAUCAACUAUCAUCUCGCUAAGUCAGUUUAAGAAAUGUACCCUCACCCCCACAAACCACCCUACUGUCCUCUACUGAUUCAAAGAUUAAAUUCAGGGCCAGCCUUAGAAUCACACUCUAUCCUGACAGGCAUGAAGAGUCUAGGACAGUAGGAAAACACCGUGCUGUGACAUUCUUAAUCCCUUUACAGUACCCAAGAGCAGGGGCACAGUGGGUACUGCCAGUGAGCUGUUCAGGCAGCAUGCAAGGAGGCAAAACAGGAGAAGAACGAGUUCCCUGGAGCAGGUGGAGAAAGUGGAGAAGACUGAUAGCGCAGCCUGGAAGCCCAAGGAAACUGCCAGGCGCCAAACCCUUCCCACAAAACCUAGAACAGAUCAUCAGUCCCAAAGCUGCAAAAGAGCCCACCCCAGUGCCAGGGCCACUCCCUGCAGCAGGAGCUGCUCACUUGGCACCCGAUCCAGAGCUGACUGUGUGAGAUGUUCCACUCACCAUCUUCCCACCCAGUAAAACUGGUCCCAUGUGCUCAGUCCUAAAAGAGUAGCCAAUGCCUCUUUACAUUUGCGCUAGUUAUCAGUACGUGUUAGGCUGAAGCCACUGAUUCUUCACGUCUCAUUAGGAAUCUUUUUAUGCAGUAGAAGCUAACUUGUGCUAAGGUUUCCUAAAUGAGAACAUGCAUCAUCUUGUGACACCUUUGACCACUAGUAAGUAACUAAAUGGUUCCUGGAGUUUCCUGCUGAGGGGCCCUACUGUGCCACACUCUUAUGAAGAGAAACAAAGCAUCAGGGAAGUUGGGAAAGUAGCUGUGUUUCUUGACUUUCCACUAGUAACGCUUAAGGGAAAGAGAAAAAUAGAGACCUUCUGAGGCAGAGCACAGUUCAGCCGGGUAAGGAAGUGGGCCUCCAGCAAAGGAGUCCAGGAAAACAGAGGGCAGUCAGAAUAUCAGUGAGACCCAUGGAAAAGCCUGAAGCUCUGGCAGCAUGGAGCCCACCUCCUUCUGAACAGUACCAAACAGAGCACCCCUUCAGCUUCUGCAACAGUUUCUUGAAGGGCUUGAGUAGACUGUUUCAGAAUGUAGCCUCUUUCUCUGCAAAGCUACAGAGGUGGGAGUCGAGCCCAUCUCCUAUGCACCCUAAACUGGGAAACUGAGUUACAGCACACUCAGCAUAGGGUCUACAGGCAAUUGUUGGGAUGUCUCUGGGUUUCACUUCAUUAAUGGAAAACUGUAACGCGGCACGUUUAGCUUCCUUACUAGCAAACUUGUAAGAAUUCUCAAACAAGAAUACCCACCAACAUCUCCUUUUGAACUUCAGAACUGUGUACCCAUUAACAUCCAUUAAGCCAGUAACAUGCAGGUGUUCCAGAGGACCAGAGUGCUGGGUGACAGUAAUAGUCCUGUCGCAGAGUGUUUCCCUCCAGUGUGCCAUACCAGGUCCAGCAGUGCUGAGAGGUGUGGUCUUCAGACUUGGUUUUGACUGCUGGCUAGCAUCCUUUCUCAUCUUUGGCUUUGCAGUGCUUCUCUUUCCCCGAAGAGAAAAGCCUUCAGUGUUCAUUGGCUUCUAACCCAAGAGUCUCUUCUCAGGGGUUCCCUGCCUUACAGGGAUGUGCAGACCUAUUCUGAGAAGUCCAAGCAUACAGUCAGCCUGAGAGUAAAGAUGACGUGUGGAGAUGGCAUGCUUAGGUGCUGUGUGAGCGGCCUUAUCACCAAAGGCUUGGGGACCUUUUUCUAAGGACAUUAAGACUACUGUGAGUGGGCGUGCCCAGGUUGAAGGCUUCCUUAUUGUUUUGGGCUAGUAAGCUGACCUCCCACCCCCAAAGACAUAGUGGAACAGAAUACUCCACAGUAAAGCCCUGGACAUCCAGUUCUUCCACACACUACUGCAGGCUAAUACACUUUGUAUCCUCUAUACCCUUCUUAAGAGCAAUAGCUAAGUUCUUCAAGUUAUAUCAUGUUAAAUGAUCUUCUAAAACUUUAAGAGGGCACUCUGAGGGUUCAAAGUAAGCCAGUCUGCCUGAAUAGACACCCCAGAACAUUGUAUGAAGACAUCAGCUCUCCUCAUAGUUUCCCAAAGCACCUCCCUGGAAAACCAGACAUUACCGCUUUCCCUGUUUGUUGGGAAUUUCUGUAGCAUCACAUAAGUAGGCUGCGAAUGCCACCCAGCAGAUUCUAGACUGGCCCAGUAGGAAGCCAGGUGUCCUCCUCUAGCUACCAGAACAAACAACAGAGCCCUGUAAGAGACACACCAUGGCCACUUGUGAGCACAGCGAGAACCCAAGUGUGAAAAGAAGCUACAUAGGAAUCCAAACUCCUGUUCCUCCUGAAGUACUUGUCAAAUCACUGAGGUGUUGGAGUUGCCUGACAAUCAUUAUAGAACAAAAAGUGAGCCCCUGUCUUCCCUGAGACCCAGGGAGGUCUCUAAGUGACCUAUAUUCAAACCCUUAGGGGCCAAGAGAGACUCAGACAGCUGCUGUCAUUGAUACCCUGUGGUAGCUCACCAUAACAUGCCUUUUCUUUAAGGAUUUUCCUCUUACAAAGAAUUUGGUGGGGAAAAUAUGCCUGCCAACUCCUAAGAAAUGCCAGACUAGUUAGUGUAUGCAAACACCGUGGCAGGAACCAAGCCUGAGCCUCACCCAGAGGACAGCUGUGUUUAACUUAGCCCUGGGUGCUUAGCCCAUCCCAGGCUAGCUGUAGCUGCUCUCCUUUAGCAGCAAUCAGAAAACCAACACUAAGAAAAGCAAGGUUCCAACAGAAGAGACUUUCCUAUCCCUCCUUAGGCCCUGGUCCUUUACAGACACAGUGCACAGGAUGUGGACACAUCCCAGCAGAGCUCACUUUUUUAUUUAGUGUCAAUGGGAUGGUUUCCUCCAGCUUCAGCAGGUUACUAUGGGUAUUCUUCACAGUCAAGUGGCUCUAAGCAUCCAAUCAAACAUAAAAGCAGCUCAUUUGUUCCAAAUGCAUGGCGAAAGUGGCCAGAGACACAAGAUGCCCUUUGUCUGCUGGAAUGUCACUUCACUGUCACAAGGUCUGCUCCCCAGCUUUAUCUCAUGCACAAGGUCCCCACGUGGAUGUAGUUCUUGUGGGACAGUUCCAUCAUCAUCCUUGAUCAUAGGCUACCCAGGCUGCCUGCUGAGUCAGCUUCCUUACAAACCCCUGGAGAUUCUAGGUUUAAAUGCCUAUAGGUUUUAUGUUUUCUUUGUGUUUCAGUGAAUGAGUGAUUGAGCAGCUGGGGACAGUGGGGACGAAUGCUGAUGCACAUCCUGUUCACUUUGCGUCAUAGUUGGUGUCUGUGUUUCUUAGUCUGCUCUGGGUGCUUUUGUGAGCGCUCUAGAAUUCCAGAACUCUCCAAAAGCAUAGCCAUGCAACCACAUCAGGUUUAAAAAUCCGUAGAAAUACAAGGGAAUGAAAGCUAGCAUCAGAGACCCACAAACUACUCUGACUUCUUCAGGAAUCCAAGCAAACUGAGCACAAAAAACAAAAACACAGAAUACUCAAUUGGUGCGCAGCCCACGUGACUUCAGUGGGCUGUCAGCCCCGCCAUUUUCCUGGCACGGGAGCACGGAGAGCAGGGACAGAAAUACACUUUCCUGAGUUGCUUUCUCUGCUUGUUACAUGGAGAUGAACUCGUGUUGAGGGAGCAGGGCUGCCCUCGGCCACCUGCUGUCUAAGUGUCCCAUCUGCAAGCAGCAUUGUGAGACAAGCACCCCUGUGUUUGGUUCACGGUUUCCUUCGGUGCCAAUGGAUGGCCGUGUUAAUAUCAGGUUAAAGCACCUUUAAUCUUCUUUUGUUAUUUUAAAAUAAUAUAUUUGUGAAGUGGAUAAAAGAAACACUGGAAAUGGGGUGCUUCUGAAAAUAUCAAGUGUAAAACAUAUGUUCCAGGUCCAUGGUGGUUUUUCUGGCUUUGUAAACAAUUCUAAAAAUGGAUGACAGCUACGUGUGUGGAGCAGUUAGUUGUCUACCUUUGGUCAUUUGUAUCUCAGAUCUGUAUUUAACACAUAUUUAUUUGUUAGAUUUUACAUUCGAUGAAAUACACUUUGAAUUUUGAAUGGCUAACAUUACCGAAUGUUCUGAAAAUUGCCUUCUACGUUUUUAGAAACACAAUUCAUCAUUUUUGUACAAUUGGGCCGUUUUUUUGGACAGCCUUUUCUCUUGCCAGAGACCAAUUACCAUCCAUUGGUCUGCGGAGCCGCUUUUUACCUUGUUCUUGUAAUGAUGUAAAAUAUUUACAGCAAACUGUGCCGUGUCUUGUUUGAUCUUUCUGUCAUGUUUACAUUUCUCCUCCUCUACCACAUAAAUAUGCUCAAAAAAAGAAGAAAAUGAAAGUGAGAUUUCCAUGGUAACCGGCCUCCUCUGGCUGUAACACUGCAUGAAAUUAUUAGCUUUGGGUUUCUUUGUAAUUAAGCGCAUAAGUCGUGAUGAGGAUGGUUAUGCUGCUCCAGUCCAAGAGUCUCUUUCUGUUGAGAUAUCAAGAUUGAAAUGUAGCUCAAGUCUGAGUUUUC